AAACACUUGAAGUGAAUAAAGCAAAAAAAAUUUUUUUGUGAAAUUAAAGAAAUUACUGAAAAAAGUGCUUAAAACCUAUUUGAAACAAUUAAUUAAGGAUAUAUUGAUAGUAUUUGAAGUCUAAAUAAAUCAAGAAAGAUGCCUGAUGCUGAAGUUUUCCAGUUCCAAGCUGAAAUUGCUCAGCUUAUGUCAUUGAUCAUCAACACCUUUUAUUCAAACAAGGAAAUUUUCUUGCGUGAAUUGAUCUCAAAUUCAUCUGAUGCUUUGGAUAAGAUCCGUUAUGAGUCACUUACUGAUCCAUCAAAAUUGGACUCUGGCAAGGAAUUGUACAUCAAGAUUAUUCCAAAUAAGGAGGCUCGCACCUUGACACUCAUCGAUACUGGUAUUGGUAUGACGAAAUCUGAUUUAGUCAAUAAUCUUGGAACAAUUGCACGUUCUGGAACCAAGGCUUUUAUGGAAGCUCUCCAAGCUGGUGCUGACAUUUCUAUGAUUGGUCAAUUCGGUGUUGGUUUCUAUUCAGCAUACUUGGUAGCCGAUAAAGUUACUGUAUACUCAAAGAAUAAUGAUGAUGAACAAUACGUUUGGGAGUCAUCUGCUGGUGGUAGCUUUACAAUUGCUGUUGAUGACGGUGAAGAUUUAGGUCGUGGUACAAAGAUUGUAUUGCACAUUAAAGAAGAUCAAACUGAAUAUUUAGAAGAAUCAAAGAUCAAGUCUAUUGUCACUAAACAUUCUCAAUUUAUUGGAUAUCCAAUCAAGUUGGUCGUUGAAAAAGAACGCGAAAAGGAAGUAAGCGACGACGAAGCUGAACCUGAGGAACCAAAAGAAGAAAAGAAAGAAGGUGAUGAGCCUAAAAUCGAAGAUGUUGGUGAUGACGAGGAUGCUGAUAAGAGCGCUGACAAAAAGAAAAAAACCGUUAAAGUUAAGUACACAGAAGAUGAAGAACUUAACAAAACUAAGCCAAUUUGGACACGUAAUCCAGAUGAUAUCACUACUGAAGAAUAUGGUGAAUUUUACAAGAGCUUGACAAACGACUGGGAAGAUCAUUUAGCUGUUAAGCAUUUCAGCGUUGAAGGACAACUUGAAUUCCGUGCAUUGCUUUUUGUUCCUCGUCGUAUCCCAUUCGAUUUAUUCGAAGCUAAAAAGAAGAAGAAUAACAUUAAAUUGUAUGUUCGUCGUGUCUUUAUUAUGGACAAUUGUGAAGAUCUCAUUCCUGAUUAUUUGAACUUUAUGAAGGGUGUCGUUGAUUCUGAAGAUUUACCAUUAAACAUUUCUCGUGAAAUGUUGCAACAAAACAAGAUUUUAAAAGUUAUUCGUAAGAAUCUUGUCAAGAAAUGUUUAGAAUUGUUCGAAGAACUCAUUGAAGACAAAGAAGGUUUUAAGAAAUUCUAUGCUCAAUUUAGCAAGAACUUGAAAUUGGGUGUUCAUGAAGACUCUACAAACCGUGCUAAAUUGGCUGAUUUAUUGAGAUUCCAAACAUCUGCAAGCGGUGACGAAAUGUGCUCAUUAGGCGAAUAUGUUUCACGCAUGAAGGAAAACCAAAAAUCAAUCUAUUUCAUUACUGGCGAAAGUAAGGAACAAGUCAGCAACUCUGCUUUCGUUGAACGUGUCAAGAAACGUGGAUAUGAAGUUGUUUACAUGACUGAACCAAUUGAUGAAUAUGUCAUUCAACAAUUGAAAGAAUAUCAAGGCAAGCAACUUGUUUGUGUCACAAAGGAAGGCUUAGAAUUGCCAGAAGACGACGAAGAAAAGAAGAAGCGCGAAGAGGACAAAACCAAGUUUGAAAAUCUCUGCAAAGUAAUGAAAUCAGUCUUGGACAGCAAAGUUGAAAAAGUUAUUGUUUCAAAUCGUCUAGUCGAAUCUCCAUGUUGUAUUGUUACAUCUCAAUAUGGAUGGUCUGCAAAUAUGGAACGUAUUAUGAAGGCACAAGCAUUGCGUGAUACAACCACAAUGGGUUAUAUGGCUGGAAAGAAACAUCUUGAAAUUAAUCCAGACCAUUCAAUCAUUGAAACUUUACGUCAAAAGGCUGAAGCUGACAAGAAUGAUAAGGCUGUUAAAGAUUUGUGCAUUUUACUCUACGAGACAUCUUUAUUGAGCUCUGGAUUCUCAUUGGAUGAACCACAAGUUCAUGCUGCUCGCAUUUAUCGCAUGAUUAAACUUGGAUUGGGUAUCGAUGAAGAUGAUACAAUGACUGUUGAGGAAACACCUGCUGCCACAUCGUCGGAUAUGCCACUUUUAGUCGAAGACACCGAAGAUGCUUCUCAUAUGGAAGAAGUUGAUUAAAUCAAUCGAUCAACAGAAUUUGACAUACAAACAUGAGUAACUUUAAAUUCCUUAAUUCACUUAAAUUUCAUAAGCGCUUUUUCCAUUUUGUUUUUGCUUUAAACCAAAUUCUUUAAGAUAUUAAUUAUAAUUACUACUUUUGUUUUCCUAAAUUCUCAUAUCAUGAAGUCAUAUUAUUGAAUAAUUUAUGAUUUUUUGUACAACUCAUCAAAGAAUGAAACAUAGCUAUAAGUUUUGGUUAGAAAUACUGAAAAAGGAGAAUAAAAAUCGAAAAACUAAAGAUGUUAUAGAUUCAUCAUA
Chironomus riparius is the source of this 2580-nucleotide messenger RNA. NCBI's taxonomy places the organism in Eukaryota, Metazoa, Arthropoda, Insecta, Diptera, Chironomidae. The record is from the annotation of a GenBank genome assembly.